Molecule: messenger RNA, 3189 nt
Organism: Rhineura floridana
Lineage: Eukaryota; Metazoa; Chordata; Lepidosauria; Squamata; Rhineuridae
Gene: FOXA1
Product: forkhead box A1
Exons: 2
Coding region: 91-1446 (451 amino acids)
Biological process (GO): anatomical structure morphogenesis; regulation of transcription by RNA polymerase II; cell differentiation
Molecular function (GO): DNA-binding transcription factor activity, RNA polymerase II-specific; transcription factor binding; protein domain specific binding
Source: RefSeq, a predicted model, not a curated record
AGGGUCGGUUUCCUGCUAGGACUUGGGGGGGCUCCCUCUCCCGCCGCUCGCCAGAAGGGGCUGGAUGGUUACACCGGGCAGGCUGGCUCCAUGAUGUUAGGGACUGUGAAAAUGGAAGGGCACGAAACGAGCGAUUGGAACAGCUACUAUGCCGAUACGCAGGAGGCCUACUCGACGGUGCCCGUGAGCAACAUGAAUUCGGGCCUGGGCUCCAUGAACUCCAUGAACACCUACAUGAGCAUGAACGCCAUGACCACCAGCGGCAACAUGACGUCGGGCUCCUUCAACAUGUCCUACGCCAACCCCAGCCUGGGCGCGGGCUUGAGCCCCGGCGGGGCCACCGGGGGCGCCAUGAACAGCAUGUCGGCCAUGGGGUCGGCGUUGAGCCCCGGCGGCAUGAACGCGAUGGGCAGCCCGCAGGCGUCCCUGAACGGCCUGAGCGCCUACGGCGCCAUGGGCCCCUGCAUGAGCCCCAUGGCCUACGCGCCGGCCAACCUGAGCCGCGGCCGCGACGCCAAGGGCUUCAAGCGCAGCUACCCGCACGCCAAGCCGCCCUACUCCUACAUCUCGCUCAUCACCAUGGCCAUCCAGCAGGCGCCCAGCAAGAUGCUGACGCUCAGCGAGAUCUACCAGUGGAUCAUGGACCUCUUCCCCUACUACCGCCAGAACCAGCAGCGCUGGCAGAACUCCAUCCGCCACUCGCUCUCCUUCAACGACUGCUUCGUCAAGGUGGCCCGCUCGCCGGACAAGCCCGGCAAAGGGUCCUACUGGACGCUGCACCCGGACUCGGGCAACAUGUUCGAGAAUGGCUGCUACCUGCGCCGCCAGAAGCGCUUCAAGUGCGACAAGCAGCCAGGAGCCAAAGCCGGCCAAGGAGCGGGCGGCGGCAACUGCAGCGACGGAAGGAAAGACCAGGGAGGCGGAGGCGGCUCGCCCUUGCACCGAGGCGGUGGCCAGGGCAAAGGAGGCCAGCUCGAGGCCGCCCCGUCCAACCCCGGCGGAGCAAGCAGCCCCCAGGACCUGGACCACAAUGGGAAUGGAGCCGAGCUGAAGCCCUCCGUGGCCGCAGCGGCGGCGGCCGCAGCGGCGGCAGCGGCUGUAGCGGCCGCCUCCGUGCCCCCUGGCCCGGCCUUGGCCACCCUGGGCCACGCGGGCCACUCGCUGGGGCAUCACGAGUCGCAGCUGCACCUCAAGGGCGACCCCCACUAUUCCUUCAACCACCCCUUCUCCAUCAACAACCUCAUGUCCUCCUCGGAGCAGCAGCACAAGCUGGACUUCAAAGCCUACGAGCAAGCGCUGCAAUAUUCCUCCUACGGGGCGGGCCUGCCCGGCGGGCUGCCCCUCAGCAGCGCCUCCAUGGGCGGCAGGGGAGGCAUUGAGCCCUCGGCCCUGGAGCCUUCUUAUUACCAAGGUGUGUAUUCCAGACCGGUCCUAAAUACGUCUUAGCUGGCAGGGACUCGAGGCCCCCCGAGCUGAAGCUUCCUUCCCUGCCUUGUGGGCUCGUCCCCCGUCUCUCUCUCUCUCUCUCUCUCUCUCUCUUUCUGUCCAAAUUGGCGGUGCGUUUCCCCAACACUUUGCACCGUUCGUGCGAGGGGGGGAGCAAAAGAAGAGACUGUUACUUUAUUAUUAUUGUUGUCGUCGUUAUUCUUAUUGUAUCCCAAUGCAUUGUGUUUAUUCUGUUUUGGCCUGGAAAGUCCCGCAAGUCCCAGCUAACGCCAUGCGCGGGCGCGCGCGCGCACACACACACUGUAUAUACCGGCCCUGCCAUCACCACUGUAGACCUUGGGAAAGAAAGAAAAAGAGUUUUCGAGCUUGUAAAUUAUUGUUUUUUAUUGGUGAAUUUUCCCCACCUUUUCUUCUCGGGGGCAAUCUCGCGAGAUGUAGAGGUUUGCGGUGGGGCUUCCGCCAGGAGAGGCGUGAGGGUGCCUUCUUGGCGUGAGUCGGGCCGCUGGCCGUCCCGGCUCCUUUGACAGCAACUGAUGGCGGCUUGCUUCUCUUGAGGACACAAGACGGAGCUGCUCAAGGUUCCUUUUGCUCCUCCAUCCCAGCUACUCUCCCCCCACUUUUUUUAAGAGAUGCAAACUGGGGCCUUCUGCUUGUGGAGCCUGAACUCCACCACUGAGCGAUGGCCUUUCCAGAGAAAGUACCAAAAGGAGAGGUUUAAGUUAAAUUCAGAUGAGAAAGCUCUGGAGGGACGACGACGCAGUGCUAAAUAAACAAGCAAGGAAACCACAAGGGAGCCGUCGAACAGGGAGAGAAGUCAGGCCCGACGUGAGCCUUGGGAAAGCCCCAGUGCCAUGGCAAACGCAUCUCCCCCACGCGCCCCGGAACUGAUCUGCCAGGCUCGGAGUGGCUCCCUUGGGAGAUAUAGGUUACCCGCGCGCCUGGACAGUGAGCCAGUUCCGGACUCCUCCGGCUGUGUAAAGUGGCGUGGGUGGAGGCUGGAGGUCAGGAUGGGACCUCCGCGCCUCCAAAAUGGCCUGGGAUUGGGAUAGGAUGCAAAGCCACAGAGGUCAUGGCCAUUUAAUUCCCCCCACCAAGCUGUUACUAAGGAGUCUCCUUUCACAGGAAGCUUCCCGGCCACGUGGAUGACCGAUUAUUUAAUCCCAGAACCCUUUCCCCGGCGUGCGUUCAACAACUAUAACUAUCUGUAACAACGUUAUUAUUAUUAUUAUUAUUAUUUUACCCUCUCUUUCUCCCCCCCAUUCUAAUCUAGAAGCUAUUUUUUCUCUCCGCGCUACUCUUCCUCAGAUCAGUCUAUCCACAGCCAUUAUUGCCCCCCCAUUCCCUGUGGCCGCCUAAUGAUCGCCGUUGUUAGCACGUUCAUCCAGUGUUAAUGCACUUUCCACCGUUUUUACACGAUGUUUUAGCCUAGCCAGAUGGUUUUUCUGUUUUUGUUUUGUUAUUUUUUUUCCUGUUCGCUUUCACAAUGCCCUUAAUUUAUUUGCACGGUUUAUACUUUCUUUCUUUACAGCUUGAAAGUGCUUUAAAUGACGGUUUUAGAAUGACACGCACCAUUUUAAAGAAAAUUUAAAAGAUCUUAAUUUUAUAAUAAAUGUGAUUGUAAUUGAAAGAAAUGUUUUGAUUUUUUUUAAAUGGACAAUAUAAGUAUGUUUCCCCACCCCACACCCCUUUCUCUCUCCCUUUCGAUAAUUUGCAGUUAAGGACUUUAAAUAAAUCACAUAUUAU